Aspergillus nomiae NRRL 13137 is the source of this 1602-nucleotide messenger RNA. RefSeq names its product Hsp70 family protein. The record is from RefSeq and is a predicted model, not a curated record. The coding region runs from base 1 to 1602 and encodes 533 amino acids. The transcript is spliced from 11 exons. NCBI's taxonomy places the organism in Eukaryota, Fungi, Ascomycota, Eurotiomycetes, Eurotiales, Aspergillaceae.
AUGACGGGAGAGGACAACACUCUUAUCAUUGCCAUAGAGUUUGGAACGACAUACUCGGGCAUUGGGUACAUACAUACGGCUGCAGGGCGUGUACCUAGUAGACAGGCAAGAUCUUCUAACCCACUGGCCGCUGAGAAAUGCGACAAGCGAAAAGGCACCAACGUCAGUAACGACUGCGUCCACUAUGGAUACAAACUAUAUCUGAAUAUCUUAUCUAGCGAGAUACUUUACGAUGGCAAUAAACACACGAUUGAAUGGGGAUUUCAGGCCCAAGGCAACAUUAGGGCCUUGAAAUAUUUUACAUUGGAGCUGGAUCCGAAAGCCAGAGCCAAGCUCAAGGCACUACGAUCCGACACUGAAUCCUCCCGAUCCUUCGUGAGGAAUCACGGACCUAGGAGUGCAGUUGUCGGGGAAUAUGAACCAAAUCGCGAUGCCAAGGAUGUUUGUACAGAUUACCUCCAGGCUAUCUACCUGGCUGCCCUAGAGCAGAUCAACAACCUAUGGGUUCCAGCCCCUAAAAGGUUCAUUUUGACUGUCCCGGCUAUCUGGACCGAUCCAGCGAAAAAUGCCACAAAGCAAGGUGCUAGGAGUGCUUUUGGCCAACGUGCCGAUAUUGAACUAAUUGCAGAGCCACAGGCUGCGGCGAUACAUACCCUUAGUCAAGCGCACAUGAUACAGUCGGUUCGGGCGGGAAAUCACUACAUCAUCUGCGAUGCUGGUGGUGGCACAGUAGACCUGAUCACCUACUGCGUCAAGAGAAAAGAGCCUUUGGAAUUAGUUGAAAGCAUCCCUGGGACUGAGGAAGCCUGUGGAUCGAUCUUCCUAAACCGCGCAUUUGAAGACUUCCUAAAGGUAAGACUGGGGAGGUACUAUACCGGCCGUAGGACUGAAACGCUGGAGAAAUGGCUGCGCGAUGCGCGCCGGCGUUUCGAUGUCGAGGGACUUCCACCGGAGUUGUACGGGGCCCGAAUCCAUGGCACGGAGGAAACCUGUCUGAUCAUUACUGGACGUGACGUUGCUCGGAUGUUCGACCCCACUAUCGUUAGGGUACUCAGUCUCAUCAGUGACCAGGUCACAACUCUCAUCCACCGGAGGCGUCACUGUCCUGAAUUGGGAAUUGUGAUGGUUGGUGGAUUUGGCCGAAGUGGCUACCUAUACAAGCGAGUGAAGCACAAGUUUGAGCAUCUAGCCACAGUCACGCGGCCCCCUGACGCAUGGGCAUCGAUAGCCUUAGGAGCUCUAUGCUGGGGAAUGAACCAUGAGACCGUUACGGCGAGAAAGCUACCACGGUGUUACGGCCAACAGGUCUAUGUGAAAUACAAUCCCAAUUGUGGAUACCCAAGUGUGCCCCACCCUGUCACUGGUGAACCCUCUCAUGAGGCCAUGCAAUGGUUCGUUGAGGCGAGCUACGAAGUGGGGUACAUGACCAUUGAUCUAACAGAGCCGCGGAGAAGCGGCCCGGCUCCUUGCCUCAGGUCAGAUGGAAAAGGUUCCUACCAAAAGCUAGAUUUUAGGAUGUGGCUGCUGUUUGGGAGUGAGAUUGUUUUCCGAGCUGAAUUUGAGGGCACCUCGCAGGACGCGCGGGCUAAUUACACAAAUUAA